AUGGCUGCUGGACGAUUACCGGCUUGCGUCAUUGAUAAUGGAACUGGGUAUACAAAACUUGCAAUAGCAGUACGAGAGAAGGUGGGUUCUCAGUCAUCAACACUACGCUGGAAUAUAAAUACUAGUUCACGAAUUGAAGAUCUUGACUUCUACAUUGGUGAUGAAGCGCUUUCACCGAGUGCUGCUAAUUAUGCCGUUAAAUACCCAAUUCGUCAUGGAAUUGUGGAAGAUUGGGAUUUAAUGGAACGAUUUUGGGAACAAUGUAUUUUCAAGUAUCUACGAGCUGAACCGGAAGAUCAUUAUUUUUUAUUGACUGAGCCACCUUUAAAUACACCGGAAAAUCGUGAAUAUACAGCUGAAAUUAUGUUUGAAUCGUUCAACGUGCCUGGUUUAUAUAUUGCUGUACAAGCUGUGUUAGCUCUUGCAGCUUCCUGGCAAAGUCGAGAUUUACUACACCGUUCACUGACAGGAUUGGUUGUUGACAGUGGUGAUGGUGUAACACAUUGUAUCCCUGUUGCGGAAGGUUAUGUAAUCGGUUCUUGUAUCAAACAUAUACCAAUUGCGGGGCGGGAUAUUACCUAUUUUAUACAACAGUUACUUCGCGAACGCGAAAAUACAGUGCCAUCAGAUCAAAGUUACGAAAUUGCGAAAUCGAUAAAAGAAAAGUAUUGUUAUGUUUGUCCAGACGUCUUCCGUGAAUUUAUGAAGUAUGAUACGGAUGGAGCAAAAUGGUUCAAAACAUAUGAUGGAAUAAAUAGUGUCACCAAAAAAUCAUUCACUAUUGAUGUGGGAUAUGAACGAUUUCUCGGUCCAGAAAUCUUUUUUCAUCCGGAAUUUGCUAAUCCAGAUUUCACAGCACCAAUCUCUGAGAUUGUGGAUACCGUAAUUCAGCAAUGUCCAAUUGAUGUGCGUCGUGGUCUCUAUGAGAAUAUCGUUCUGUCCGGCGGUUCGACAAUGUUCAAAGACUUCGCCCGACGUAUGCAGCGUGAUAUCAAGCGAAUUUCCAGCGCUCGCUUAGCAUUGAGCGAGGAAUUGUCAGGGGGACGGUUAACGCCGAAACCAAUCGACGUCCAGGUUAUAUCUCACAAAAUGCAGCGAUAUGCCGUAUGGUUUGGCGGUAGCACUUUGGCAGAUACGCCUGAGUUCUACGAAGUGGCACAUACAAAAGCGGAAUACAUGGAGAAGGGACCAAGCAUCUGUCGUCACAAUCCAGUAUUCGGUGCACUUACCUGA
Molecule: messenger RNA, 1233 nt
Organism: Brugia malayi
Lineage: Eukaryota; Metazoa; Nematoda; Chromadorea; Rhabditida; Onchocercidae
Gene: Bma-arx-1
Product: Arp2/3 complex component protein 1, putative
Exons: 10
Coding region: 1-1233 (410 amino acids)
Biological process (GO): Arp2/3 complex-mediated actin nucleation
Cellular component (GO): Arp2/3 protein complex; actin cortical patch
Molecular function (GO): actin filament binding
Source: RefSeq, a predicted model, not a curated record